This is a messenger RNA of Dentiscutata heterogama, 459 nucleotides long. The record is from the annotation of a GenBank genome assembly. Lineage: Eukaryota; Fungi; Glomeromycota; Glomeromycetes; Diversisporales; Gigasporaceae.
AUGCCAGUGCUUAACAUAUUUUUUACCUCAUCAACUUCGGCAAAAUCAAAACAACCAUGCAGUUCGAACAGGAACUUACCAGAUUCAUAUUUUGAAAACACCCGCAUAUCUCUACCCAGCCACCCUGGACAAGUACAUCACUCAAUACGAAAUCUUUUUCCAAUUAGAGAUAGAGCCAAACUACAAUUCUUAUCAGAAUAUAGAAGGAAACUUCAAAAGUAUUAUAUAUUAAAUAACAAACUACCUACAUCAUACUUCGAUCUAUCCUCUGAAAAACUUGAUUUACUCUCAAUACCCCAAGCACUUAUCCAAGAAAUUAGAUAUCUAUUCCUGUGCAACUCUAAGAAUAACAGUGAACUUAGAGAUUUAGUAGCCAAACUCCGAUGCAAUUAUAAAUUUAAAAAGCUUCCAAGUAACUUCAUUAUUCAUAAAAAACAACUUCCAAUAUUAUUAUCAUGA